GCGAAAACAAAAUUUAAAUGAGGCCAGCUUCCGCCACUUCAAUCAUCUGUAUAAGCGAUCAGAGACGCAGCGAUGUACAAAGCCAACAAGAAAAAUGAAGAUUUACUUCAAAAAAGCCAAGAACGACUCCAAAAUGAGUUUAUAGAAGCAACAGAGCGUGGUGACAUGGAAGCCAUAAAAAAAGUCCUUGACUCUGGAAGUCUAGUUCCAGACAUUACGGUAAUGAGGGAAGGCUUUGAGAAAAGUCCAUUAAGCCUGGCUUGCAUCUAUGGACAAACAUCUGUAGUUGAAGAGCUCCUGAAGAAUGGAGCAGACCCAAUGAGAAGGAGUGGCACAGGUCGAGUCCCACUGCAUGAUGCUUGUAUUGGUGGGAACUCUGAAUGUAUGUCACUUCUUCUGGAUUAUAUGUCAGAUGUUGAUGUGGCUGAUCACAACAAGCAGACAGCAUUACACCAUGCAGCCUACAAUGGGGAGAUAAAGUGUCUGAGGCUGCUGACCCAGAAAGGUGCAAAUCUUGUGGCUGAGGACUCUAAAGGAAGACAAGCAGCCCAUCUGGCAGCUAUGCACAAUCAUGUCAAGAUUUUGCAGCUGCUGUUUGACCAUGGAGUGGACCUAGACUGUCAGUGCCAGGCAGGAAAAACUCCACUGCACUAUGCCGCACAACAUGGAGCACUGGAAUCAUUAAUCUGCUUGGUGGAGCAUGACUGUGAUACCACAGUCAGUGACAACAACACUUUUUUGGCUGCCCACCAGGCAGCUAGGUAUGACAAAGUCGACUGUCUGCGGUUCUUGGUGCAGCAGGGUACCGAGCUGGAUGCAGCACUGUCUGAUGGCAGGACACUGGCCCAUGUUGCUGCACAGUAUGGAGCAACCAAUGCUCUCCAUUGGCUGCUGGAAAAGGGAGCUGAUGCCAAUGCUCAAGACAAGCUUGGCAACACGCCAGCACACUGUGCAGCAGACCGAGGCAAAGCUGACUGUUUCAACUGUUGCCUGCAACAUGAUGGGGACCUGAGCCUGAUGAACAUCAGCAGAGACUCACCCCUUGAUGCAGCAAAGAAAUCAGGACAUCCACAGCUCAUCGCUAGAGCAUUGAAGAAUGAGACAGUGUGUAUGCAGUGUUUCAAGAAAAUGAAGGUAGCAAAAUGGGAUGAGGAGCAUUCACCUGCGCAGGUUGAACGGGGCAUAAUUGCUGCCAGAUCUUCUGCAUACAUUUCUCCACUUCCACCAGCUCGACAUUCCCAGCAGACCCAGCUACAGAAGAAUCUGUUCAGGACUAAGAUGAAGAAGGAGACCAAGACAAGACUGCCAGAGCGGGAUUUGCCGGCCAAGUACUUCGGAGAGUACCUGGAUCCUAACAAAAAUUUUAAGUUUUCUGGGUAGAUCUUACACUCAGGGCAUUGACCUGAUCUGCAACCAGCAAAAAUAUGCUAGGUUGUCAAUCAGACACAGAUUAAGCUGCUUGGGUUAUUACGGUUUCCUGCAUCAGUUAUGGGCCCAUUUUAGCUACCUUUUUCAGAAACAUUUCUUUAGAACCUGCUUAUACACACUUCUAUAUGCACAAAUGAUUUUGAAUAGCAUUCUGUAAAUGCUUCUUUGAAGUGAGUAAUGUAAAAGAUGAGUGAAACUUGCUACAACCACAUUUUGCCUCAACACUAUAUUCACACUUUCAGAGUUUGUGCUUAUGUCAAAACUUUACAAGCACAUUUCACUGAAAUUAUUGUCACAUUCUUGUGCUUAUGCAAGGAAACUACAGUGAGACCUUGUACUUGGCAAUGGAUUUGAGACAUAGACACUGGAAUAACAACUGAAAUGAUCAUGAUUAACCUAGCAGCAGUACUUUGUUGGUUCAAAUAGCUUUCAACAGAAACUCAAGAGGUUGCACUUUAAUUACAGGUGUUGCAGUGAAAAUAUAUUAAUCAUAGAACGUUUAUUAUGAUAGGAGGAAAACUAAAUCUUUAAACAUAUUUGAGCACUCAUUAUAGAAGCUUUCCAAUUACUAUUAAUAUGCAUCGCAGAGUAAUGUACAGUGUUUUGGUAAACUGUGUUUGAAGUAAACAAAAUAAAAGAG
Pomacea canaliculata is the source of this 2068-nucleotide messenger RNA. Its product is annotated as serine/threonine-protein phosphatase 6 regulatory ankyrin repeat subunit A-like. The transcript is spliced from 10 exons. Gene Ontology annotation, molecular function: protein binding. NCBI's taxonomy places the organism in Eukaryota, Metazoa, Mollusca, Gastropoda, Architaenioglossa, Ampullariidae. The record is from RefSeq and is a predicted model, not a curated record. Bases 73 to 1380 code for a protein of 435 amino acids.